GGAAGACGAAAGCACACUUUUUAAAAUCUUAUUUUGAACAAAUUAAUUUGUACUCCACUACUACGUUCAACUUUUUGGAGUGUAGAGAAAAGAGUAUACAUGUGUGAUCUAAACUAAAUUACGUACAUUUGCUUUACUAAAAUCCAUUUGCUACUACUGAAAAUGAUCUUAACGAAUAAUAAUUCAUAAAAAGGAAUACCAAAAAAAGAUUAAUCAUUUUCACCUUAGUAUAACAAAUGAUUAAUUCGGAUUAUGAAGUUAUGAGCUCUGUACUUUUUAUUUAUUUAUUUUUAAACUUUGCCAUUAAUUUUCCCUACUUUGAAUUUUGAAUCACCCCUCAAAUCACUCGUCAAUGCCAUCCUUCUUCAUCUUUACAUCAUUGCUGGAAUCGCCUCCAGCUUGCGGCGGCGUGGGAUCGGAGUGGAAUCUUCAUGCCCCAAUCCAGCUGUACCAUUUUAAUAUCGUCCCAGAAUUCCCUGAACAUGGGAUCGGAUCAUGAUUCAAGCGAAAAUGGCGGCCGUAAGAGAUCAUAAGGGGCCCACAGAGCAUCCAAAGGGCAGGGCCUGCUCGCAUCCAGCCUCACCCAUGGCUUCCCUUUCCCGCUCCAAUGCAACAGGCUCACCGGACCGGGAUGCAGGUCUCUGCACAGUCCCCGGAAGUUGUCCCCUCCGAGGCCGUGCUGAUUCCACCGGUGAUCCACCGGCGCUAUUUCUCCGGCGAAGACCAGCAAGAACGGCGGCAGGGACCCCAGCUCGUAUAUCCUAAUCCUCUUCUGCAAUUCCAUCCACUCUUCGAUCUUGGUCGUGUACUCCCCUGUUCUCCACCGGUCGAGAUCGAUCACCAUCACGCCGGUGUUGAAGUAGCACGGUCUCCGGCCGGCAAACGCCGAGGAAAGCGAUGGGUUUGACCAGAAAGUCGGGGUGAAGUACGCCGUGAAAUUCGCGUUGCAGUACUCCGGCGCGGCGAGUACUCUGUUUUCCCCGAGCGGCGUGGCGGCGAGCUUGGCGAUGUCGUCGACGACGACGAGGUCGGAGUCGAGGUACACCACUUUUCCGACGCAGAGCGGGAGUAUCUCCGCCAAAUAGCUCCGGGCGUAGUUGAGGGGGCAGUCCAGGGCGGAGCGGAUGGAGGUGGAGAUCAAUCCGGCGACGAACGAGUCGUCGAACCGGUAAACUCGGAACCGGAGGUACGGGAACGACGCCACAAUGGUGGCGCGUAGUAGCUGCGCGUCGGCGGAGGCGGAGGUGACGAAGUGGAAGUCGACGCUCUGGGGACAGGAAGAGUGUUGGAGGAUGGAGAGAACGGCCGCCAUUGAUCCGCGGAUGUACGCGGCGUCGAGGGUCAUCGCCACGUGGACGGCGGCGUCGCCGGAGCAUAUGAAGUCGUCCCUGUCAUCCAAAAUGGAGUGGCAUUCCGGCGAGUUAUAAUACUCCGGCGCUUCCCGGAACCUGUCUGACAUCUUAAACGGGGACGGAAUAAAAACGCCGGCAACCAAGGGCGGAGAGAGGAAGAUGAAGAAAAAGAAGAGGAAGGAUUCUUGAAUCGCCGACGAGCCGCCGUUCUUCAUGUGGCCGGUGAAGCUGAAUUAAUUAGCCUAGCUAGGUUAGUUUAAAUGCGGAGGUAGAGAUCGAAAUCUCGGAAUUUAUGCGCAGUUUUUGGGUAGGAG
This is a messenger RNA of Cuscuta epithymum, 1666 nucleotides long. NCBI's taxonomy places the organism in Eukaryota, Viridiplantae, Streptophyta, Magnoliopsida, Solanales, Convolvulaceae. The record is from the annotation of a GenBank genome assembly.